Molecule: messenger RNA, 1455 nt
Organism: Arabidopsis arenosa
Lineage: Eukaryota; Viridiplantae; Streptophyta; Magnoliopsida; Brassicales; Brassicaceae
Source: the annotation of a GenBank genome assembly
ACAAUCAUCGGGAGGUGUUUUAAUCCACGGAUAUAGGAGAUGAAGUCUUUGCUACACAUGAUGCCACGUAUCUGGGGAUUGGAAGGGAAAGUUGCUGGUGCAGAUUUAGGUUUGGGGAAGUUUCAGUUUGAUUUCGAUGAAGAGGAGGACAUUGCUGCGGUGCUUAAGAUGGAACCAUUCCAUUUUGAUAAUUGGAUGGUUGCGAUGUUUUGGGCUGAACCUAUUUUCAGAUAUAUUGGUAAGGGGCUGGGACACGUGGAUGAUAAAGAGGAAGCUGUGGAUCUGCAGAAAGGAAGAGUGCAGGUUACGAUUAAUGGUUUAAAACCUCUGUGUUUUGAAACCGAGAUUGAGUUCUCGAAUGGUGAAGCGACUUUGGUUAAGCUACGGUAUGAGCAGUUACAUGGCUAUUGUGAGUUGUGCUUCAUUUUGUGCCACGAGUCAUCUUAUUGUAUGCAGUCUAGGGAAAAGACUCAGCCAAGGUACAAGGAACCGCUAGGGGAGAAGGAAGAGGACAAAAAAUCACUCAGUUACCGUGGUGCGGUCAUUUCAGACCAUAAGAAAGGGUCUGGUCAUGAAGGAAAACUCAAAGGAAUCUUCCAAGAGAAUUCUCAAGGAGAGAAGAGAUACAAGGAGGACCAGAGGUUCAACAAUGGUUAUCAACAUGGUGGAAAGAAGCCUAGAGCUGAUGGCUAUUACGGAGAAGGGUCUUCUCGGUAUGGGAGAAAUCAGAGCCAUGUUCAAUAUAAUGAUAACCGAGAAAGAAAGGUGUAUGCAAGGGUUGAGAAGAGACAGCCUGGGAUACAAAAUGAGGUCGUUGGGAGUGUAGAAGCUCAAGUUAACUUACCUCCUACACAGGUUCGUAAGUCUCUGUUUCAAGGUAGCGGUGAGGAGGGUAGAGAGGGUAAGGCAGCAGUAAAUACCGCUGACCCGGGAAAGGUGACUAGAAACGGCUUAAAUGCUGCAGAGAACCCAGCAGUGGGGCUGGAAGAGAAAUCCACACAUGAGGUGGUCAUAGCUGAAGAUCAGGCUAUAUCACAAAAGCCAAAUGUUGAAAAUGCUAUAGCUAUGUCUACGGAAACUCAGGUAAGUGGCCCAAAUGCUUUGGUAAAUUCUGGGCAGAUUGGUGAGGAUGUGUUGAUGGCAGAUAAAGCGUUAGAGGAAGAUGAUUUAUUGGAGGAUCGUUCGGACUCGUCAGAACAGGCGGAUGAGGGGUUAGUAGAGGCCGGUGAGGAUCAAAUGGUUGAUGGUGAGGAAGGCAAGGAUCCGAUUGGGUUAGCUGAAUCUUCAGAGGUGUCGCUAGCUCAUAAGGGUGUGAUGGAUACGGGAAAAAGUAAGAACAUGUGGGGUACUAAAAGGCGUCAGUUCUAUGAAACUAUGUGGGGUACUAAAAGGCGUCAGUUCUAUGGCGACAAUUGCGGAUAACGUACCUCGAGGGAAGAAAAAUUUCCGUUUUGA